AUGCCGGCGAAGUUAGUGGCUUGCGGGGAUGAUGGUGGUGGCUUGGAGGCGACGAUGACUGAUUGGAGGCGAUGGCGACAAUUACUUGCAGGAGAUGAAAUCAGAGAUCCAAACCCUGACGAUCUCUCUACUCGUAACUUCUCCGCUCCCCUGGGACCAAAACACCACCUUCCUUUCUUCGCCGGUGAUCUAAGAAACCCUUUGAAUUCGACUGGAUUUGUUUGUGGCCGCGCGUUCUUCAGUCAUUCUGCUCUCAACAAACCCAAACAACCCCAGACCCGUAGCGAUCUAUGUAACUCCACUGCCGGAGACGUAAACACUCCCAACCUGCGCAGGUUAAAAAAAGAAUUUGAACAAAAAGGCAAAAACAUGAGACUGAGUGCAUGGUCUGGUUAA
Messenger RNA from Lactuca saligna, 396 nucleotides. Lineage: Eukaryota; Viridiplantae; Streptophyta; Magnoliopsida; Asterales; Asteraceae. The record is from the annotation of a GenBank genome assembly.